Molecule: messenger RNA, 5316 nt
Organism: Drosophila pseudoobscura
Lineage: Eukaryota; Metazoa; Arthropoda; Insecta; Diptera; Drosophilidae
Gene: XNP
Product: ATRX chromatin remodeler XNP
Exons: 4
Coding region: 259-4779 (1506 amino acids)
Cellular component (GO): nucleus
Molecular function (GO): ATP binding; ATP hydrolysis activity; ATP-dependent chromatin remodeler activity
Source: RefSeq, a predicted model, not a curated record
UCAGAGCUUAGAAGUCUAGCAAGAGGAGGCACAGGCAUAAAGGCCACCCGACGCCACAAAAAGAGGCAGACUCUCGGAUUGCAAAAAAAAGAAGAGACAAAAAAACUAUAAGAAGAAGAAAACGAGAAGAAGCUGAAGUAGAAAAGAAGAAGCAGAACGCGCAAAAGGCAGAAAAGAGCCCAAUGAACGCGCGGCAAAUGCUUGCAAAAUUACAUAUAUCUGUAGAACAUAGUGGCGGCACAAACCCUCCGGUUAUCUAUGGGAAAGGAAAAGACCGACGCUUGUGAGACAAAUGCCGCAACAUCUCUGAGAGCAAAACAACGACCAGAAGUGGGUGUGGAAUCCACGGACUACACCGACGCCAUCUCCGACUCUGAAAGCAACCAAACCAAAGGAACAAGAACUAAAAAGCAGUCCAAAAAUGACGUUCCGUCGGAGGCAGUCGGCAGCAGCCACAAAGAGCCAACAAGUGAUGAUGCUACCAGUGGAACAGAUGCAGAAGCAGCACCAGUAGCCGACGUUUCUGUCAAAGUAGAGGCCACCUUGGAUGAGCACCAAGUGGAAAAGAAAGCCUGUAAAAUCCGCAUUGUGCCUCUAGAGAAACUACUGCCACAGAAAGUGACGGAAACGAGAGAGCAACCAAAAGUCUUGCCGCAACGCAAGUCUCGCAACAACAUUUCGAUCAUUGAAUUGAGCGACAGCGACGAGACCGAAGACGAGCAAAAAGAAGAGCACAAAGCGUCCAUUGUGGUGAAUCCUUUGCGCAGGAAAGCGAAGGCCAUCACCAAGUCCCACGGCAACGCCAGCGGGGCCACCAUAACCAUCUUGUCAUCCUCCUCCUCGGAAGAGAACAGGCCCUUCAAGCUAUUGAAGGCUGUCGAGGCCAAGAAGCGGGCAAAGAAUAUUGCCAGUCUGUUCCACUCAUCCGCCGAGGAUAGCGGCGACAGUAAGCCCUUGCAGGUCCGCGCGAAGGCCAUCAACGGCAAAGAGAAGAUUGCUAAGAAGAUCCCACGCAUCGCUUCAUCCAUUGAAGGGAGUGACAGUCGAUCUGCAGGCCCAGGCACUAAGAAGUCUCGAAAUAAGAGUAGCAGAUUUCAUUCCGAAGAAGCGGCCAGCCUCGCACAGCUCUUAAAGGCGGCCAUCAACGGUGCGGAAGAGCCAAGGUCUCCCAAGAAGAUUGCUAGUGAGUUCUCCUCUUCGUCAGAGGAAAGCCAGCCCUUGGAGACCCGCAGAAAGGCCAUCAACGGCAGGCCACGAAGGGAUUCGACGCUUUCCAAGGAGAAGCAUCCACCGAAACCCUCUGCCACUUCUGUGCUUGCCCAACAACAGCAGCAGCAGCAGCAUCGACUGAAAACUUGUUUGGUACGUGUGAAGCGGAUUAAAGCGUCAGAGCCGGAGCCAAGGCCAAGCAUCAAGGAGGCAGAGCCGAAGCCACAGACAGAACAAAAGCCAAAAUCUAAGACAGAACCAGAGCCAGAACCAGAACCAGAGCGAGAGCCAGAGCCAAGCACUUCAAACAAACGGCAACGCAUCAUGAGCACAGAUUCCGAGGAGGCUGCCACAACCUCGGGCACGGCAGCGGCAGCAGCCAAACGGGCACGCCGCUCCGCCAAAAAGAGUGAGGAGUCCGAACCGGACUCCGACUAUGAGGCAGCCGAGGAGGCGCCCGAGCAGGCCGAGUCCGAUGAGUCCGAGCAGGAGGAGGAGGAGGAGGAGUUCCAGGCAAAAUCCGAAGAAGAUGAAGAGGCGGAGGCGGAGGAGGAGGAGGAUGCCGCUCAGACAAGCGGCAGCGAGGUGAUACCACAGCGCAAGCGUCGCGGCGGCGUCAAAAAGCGCGACACCGACUCCGACAAGGGUUCCUCCGACUUUGAGCCCCAGGAAAAGUCCAAAAAGAAACGCAAACGCAUCAAAAACAACUCGAGCGGCGACAGCGAUGCGGAUGGGGAUGAUGAGAAGCAGAAGAACAAGCGGAAGACGAUUCGAAAGAUUAUCAAAAGCAAGGAUCUCGAUAUGACCACCAAGGAGGCGGCCAAAGAGGAGGACGAUCGUCGCCGCCGCAUCGAGGAGCGUCAGCGGGUGUACAAUCGCAUCUUUGACAAAUCGGAGAGCAUCGAAAUCUCCGAACUGGUGCUGGACUUUGACGAGGACUCCAAGAAGGCUCUGCUGCAGGUGGACAAGGGCCUGCUCAAGAAACUGAAGCCCCAUCAAGUGGAGGGCGUCAAAUUCAUGUGGGAUGCCUGCUUCGAGACGCUCAAAGACAGCGAAGAGAAGCCCGGCUCUGGCUGCAUUCUGGCCCACUGCAUGGGUCUGGGCAAGACCCUUCAGGUGGUGACCCUCACCCACACGCUCCUCAUGAACAGGCGCACAGGCGUCGAGCGAGUCCUGGUGAUCACGCCCCUCAGCACGGUGAACAAUUGGGCGCGUGAGUUCCUCUACUGGAUGAAGUUUGCCAAUCGCAAGGACAUCGAAGUGUACGACAUCUCCCGCUACAAGGACAAGCCCACGCGGAUCUUCAAGCUAGCCGAAUGGUUCAACGAGGGCGGGGUCUGCAUCCUAGGCUACGAUAUGUACCGAAUUUUGGCCAACGAAAAGGCCAAAGGACUGCGCAAGAAGCAACGCGAACAGCUGCUACAGGCACUGGUCGAGCCCGGGCCGGAUCUGGUGGUCUGCGAUGAGGGACACUUGCUGAAGAACGAGAAGACAUCGAUCAGCAAGGCGGUGACAAGGAUGCGCACCAAACGGAGGAUUGUCCUCACGGGAACUCCGCUGCAAAAUAAUCUCAGAGAAUAUUACUGUAUGAUUCAGUUUGUGAAACCAAGUCUGCUCGGCACCUACAAGGAGUACAUGAAUCGCUUUGUGAAUCCCAUCAGCAACGGCCAGUACACGGACUCCACGGAGCGCGAUCUCCGCCUGAUGAAGCACCGCUCGCACAUACUCCACAAGCUGCUGGAGGGCUGCAUCCAGCGUCGGGACUAUUCCGUUCUGGCGCCGUACUUGCCGCCGAAACACGAGUAUGUGAUCUAUACGACGUUGUCGGAGCUGCAGCAGACAUUGUAUGGCUACUAUAUGACCACAUAUCGGGAACAGAACAGCUCCGAUAUCUGUGGCAAGGGUGCGCGCUUGUUUCAGGACUUCCAGGACCUGCGACGCAUCUGGACGCAUCCCAUGAAUCUGCGUGUGAAUAGCGACAAUGUAAUUGCCAAGCGUUUGCUCAGCAACGAUGAUUCGGACAUUGAGGGCUUCAUUUGCGACGAAACCGAGGAGGAGGAAGCCGCCGACAGCAACUCCUCCGACAGCUGUGAGUCCUUCAAAUCGGAUGCCAGCAUGUCUGGGGCUCGAAAGAGUACCAAAAAGCACAAGACCCGCAACAGAGCCGGUGCCGAUUCGGAUUCCGAUCUGGAGAUGCUGCCCUCGGGACCCCUCGCACAGAAGGACGACCCCUCCGAGUGGUGGAAGCCAUUUGUGGAGGAGCGCGAACUGAACAACGUGAAUCAUUCCCCCAAGCUGUUGAUCUUGCUGCGUCUCCUGCAGCAGUGCGAGGCCAUUGGCGACAAAUUGUUGGUCUUUUCGCAGUCCCUGCAAUCCCUGGACGUCAUCGAGCAUUUCCUUUCGUUGGUGGACAGCAAUACAAAGAACUACGAGUUUGAGGGGGACGUUGGCGAGUUCAAGGGCUGCUGGACCAAUGGCAAGGACUACUUCCGACUCGAUGGCUCCUGCAGCGUUGAGCAGCGCGAGGCCAUGUGCAAGACCUUCAACAAUGUGGCCAAUCUACGCGCCCGACUUUUCCUCAUUUCCACGCGGGCCGGCGGUCUGGGCAUCAAUCUGGUGGCCGCCAAUCGUGUGGUGAUCUUUGAUGUCUCCUGGAAUCCCUCCCACGACACCCAGAGCAUCUUCCGAGUGUAUCGCUUCGGGCAGGUGAAGCCCUGCUACAUCUACCGUCUGAUCGCCAUGGGCACCAUGGAGCAGAAGGUGUACGAGCGGCAGGUGGCCAAGCAGGCCACCGCCAAGCGUGUGAUUGACGAGCAGCAGAUCUCCAGGCACUACAAUCAAACGGACUUGACGGAGCUCUAUUCGUACGAGCUGAAGCCAACGGCGGAGCGGGAGAUGCCGGCUCUGCCCAAGGAUAGACUGUUUGCAGAGCUGCUGACCGAGCACGACAAGCUGAUAUUCAAAUAUCACGAGCACGACUCCCUGCUGGAGCAGGAGGAGCACGAAAAUCUGACCGAGGAGGAGCGAAAGUCCGCGUGGGCCGAAUACGAGGCGGAGAAGACACGCACCGUGCAGGCCUCCCAAUACAUGAGCUACGAUCGCAAUGCCUUUGGCAAUCAGGUGAUGGGACAAUUUGGCAACGCCUCCGGCAGCGUCACCUCCAACAAGAUCUUUGGCUUCCGUUCGGACAUUCUGCUGCAGUUGCUCAACAUGAAAAUAUCCAAAGAUCAUCCAGAACUAACACAGAACCAGGUCAUCCAAUUGGUGCCGUCAUAUCUGCAGCAGCUGUACAACGAGAUGAACAAUGGGGAUCCCUCCAUGUACAAGGAUCUGUUGAAUCUGCACGGGAAUAUCAUACACCCCAGUGGGAUGUAUAUGAAUCCAUUGCUCUAUGCCAAUCAGCAUCCAUCGGCGGCGGGCUAUAAUCAGGGUACUGGUGGCGCCGGUGCCGUUGCGGGUGUGGGUGUCGGGGCCGGUGCCGGUGCCGUUCCAGGUGUGCCAGGAGGAGCACCGCCUACGGUGCCUGCAGCACCCGGUUUCGAGCCGGAUAAGGUAUACGAAAUUGAUUAGGAUUCUCCACCUUCACAGAGGCAGAUUGCAUAAACACUCUCCACUCCACAGAAGAGAGAGAAGCCACACCCACACGGCCCUUUCCAUUGAGAAAACACAACCCUUGAAUGGGUUGCAAUUUAUAUUAUAAUUUUAGGUAAUUUCGUGUUUUUUGUUUUUCCUAACAAAUGGAUCGAUCAUCUAAGCUAAUCCAAUAACCAAUUUAUUGUUUUCUCUCUCUCUCUCUCUCUAUCUAUCUCUCGCAGUCUAGUUAAGGGUUUAAAACUGUCCUAAAAAUUCAGCUGUAGACUUACAAUUUUACAUUAGAUACAAGAUAAAAGAUACACAGAUGCGUUUUUCAGUUAUAAUUAUAUAUAAACACACAAAAUACUAUUUAGAUCGCCUAGCUAUUACGAUUAUAAUAUUGGAAUGAAUGGAUACGCUGUAGCGUCUGGCUAGGACCUCCUCCAAUCCCUCACACACACACAGGAACAUUAUUUAAACACGCAACAAACGAUAAACAAUAAAUGGCACAGAUAUUAUACAUACAAAAAAAAA